Molecule: messenger RNA, 4782 nt
Organism: Paramecium pentaurelia
Lineage: Eukaryota; Ciliophora; Oligohymenophorea; Peniculida; Parameciidae
Source: the annotation of a GenBank genome assembly
AUGAUAAUAAAGGAAUUUACAAGCCAACCUUCAAAAUAUAUCCAUUUUGGCCUAUAAAUUUUAAAUGACUUGUUAAUACUGAAAUGUGGUUUAUUGAUUUUUACAAAUGGAUAAAAGCCAGAAAAUUCUUUUGAAAUAUUUCUUUUAUAUCUAGUUAGACCAUAUGCUUAUUUUAUAAGAUCAAAUUUAUAGGUUGAAUACAUUCUCUUUACUUUUGUGACAAUGUAAAUUUUUAUAUUAUAUUGGUUUUAUCUUAUGAAUAUACAAAAAAAUGACAAAAAGACAACAUCAUAUAUAGAUCAAAUUAGUAAAUACGAAUCACGUUCAACAUUAUAUUUUUUAAUGAUUAAAAUUUGGAAAACCCUAUUCUUAUUUUUAACAGAAUUUUUAGGAUAUUUAUUAAUCGAAGGGUAUUUUUUAAUCUUAUUUGAUAAAAUUUAAGAUAAUUUAUUUUGCAUCAUCAGCUCCGUCAUAAUUAUAUUUGAAAUCUUAAUAAUAAUAAUACUAUAAGAAAUAUUCUGGAAUUAAAGUCUUCAUUAUAUCCCAAAAUAACUGAACCAAAUAAAUUAACCAACCAUCUCCAUUUUAUAUACUAAAUUAUUGAAAAUUAUUACACUUUGUCUUUUUGCUAGUUAAAUAAGUUAUAAAUCUGUAAUAGUGUUAGGGAUAUCGAUCUUAAAUAGUAUUUAUGAAUUGUACAUCCUAUUAAUACUAAAAAUUAAACAUGAUUUAAUAAUCAUAAGCUUAGAUGUAUUAAUGUAAUGUUUAAUAAUUUGUGUUUCUAUUUAAUAAUUAAUAAUCAAUGCAAGUAGUUUCGGAUUAUAAUUCUUGUGGAUUAUUGUUGGAAUUUUACUUUACAAAUUAAUUUCUUUAUACUACAUGAAUAAUUCUAUUUUACAGAUUUAAGUAGUUUAAUUGAAUGAUAAUAAAAUUGAUUAUAAAUUGUUGGAUGGAAAGUAGAAACUAUUCAAAUAUUAAAAGUUAAUUUAAGAAAGAGGUUCUGAAUAUAGAUUAGCUAAUAAAAUUUUGGUAAUAUAGCAUCAACAAAAAUGUAGUAAGUAAUAUUGCUUUUGCAGAAAUGACGAGAUGAUCAUGAUAAAAUUGGAGCAUCUAAUCCUUAAAGAAUAAAUUGAUGUUUUUAAAACCUUUAUCAAAUAAUCUCAUGUAUAAUCAUCAUUAUUUUACUUGUAAUUUAUAUAAUUGCUUAUUUAUAAUAAUCGAUUAUUUGAAGCUUUGAACAUUACUUAGAAAUUACUUAACUCUUUUAAUAGAAAAUCAUAAUUUAUGAAAUAAGUACAAUUAAUAAAAGGUUAAGUUUCAAUUACUCACAAAAUGCUUUUUAGACUACUUUAACAUCAAAUUUUCAUGUCAAUCAGAUGUUCUAUUUAAAGUAAAUCAUCUAGCGCUACAAAAUUAUAAGUUAUCAAAUAAGCAAUUAGAUAAUUUCAAUAAAAGUUUGAUUCUGAGAAAACUAUUCAAAAUAAAUUCAAUAACAUUAUGAAAUAUAAAAUUGAUUUCUUGGAUGAAUUAUCAAAUACACCAAAUUUAGAGGAUGAAUUCAUAAAUUAUUAGGCUUUCAAAAUAAUCUAAGAAAUGGAUUAAUUUAAAGAACUGUUAAUGUACAAUUUUUAGUAAAUGCCAAGUAUAUUUAAAUAAUAUAAUUAGCUUCCAAUAAUAAGAGUUUAUUAUUGUUCUUUCAAAUAGAAAUACUAAAUGAUCUAAUCAAUUCUCAAACAAUUAAUACAAUGAAUACUCAUUUAGAAGAUUAAGAAUAGAUAAUCUUUUCUAAUAAUGUUUAUUAAGAAUUAGUAAAUUAAUAUUAAUUCGCAUCAUUUAUUUUAAAAGAUGAGGACAAUAUUGAAUUUGUAUCAAACAAUGAAAAAAAAUAAUUGAAAAUUGGAUAGCGAAAAUAUAUUGCUUUUGAAGAGAUGGUUCCAUAAUCAUUGAUCUCACUUCAUAAAUACUUGAUAAAAGAUUUUUUUUAAACAGGUAAGAAUAAAUAUUAUUUAAACAUUAAUUAAUCCUUUUUAUAAGUAUCUGCAGGAAUCAUAAGUCCAAUUGAAAUGUGUAUGGACAUAUCUUUUGAUCUAAAAAUGAACUAGUUAUUAGUAACAAUAUUUCUAAAGCAAUUAAGCAGUGACAAUUAAGUCCAUUACAUUAUUUUAGAUUCUCAAUUUAAGAUAAGAGAAAUAUCAUAAAUUCUUUAUGAAAAUAUCUUAGAUUAUCCAGCAAAUACUAAGAUGCUUCUAAAUGAUAUUUCAGUAUUUAUUUUUAUUCCAGAAUUAAAAGAAAAAGACUUUAUUUAGGAUAGGACUUUGGGAAUGUAUAAACUCUUUUUUCCAUUAAAUAUUAAUAAAUAAGCUUCACCUAAUUUAAAAACAUAUAAAAAAUCUUAAGAUUUUUUUAAAGGUUUAAUAAGUGUAAAAGUUAGGUUUAUUAAUAAAAAGAAUCUCUACUACAUUAUUGAGAUAAGUGAUUUGAAAUCAGAGAAACCAUAAUUAUUAGAAUCUAUAUCAAUACCUUAAGGAGAGAUUGACGAAAAAGAAAUAAUUAAUGUUCCUUUGGAAAUUAAUUUAUGGAAUGAAAUAACAAGCUUGAAUUAAAUUAAUUAGUAAUAAUAUACAUCUCAUCUUGAUUCAUAAAGACCUUUAUUAGUUAAAAGUUUAAGUGAUGGACUAGAAUUAAAAAUUGAAAAUAACCAUAAGCUCGUUAAUAACAGCAAGACAUCUAAGAAAUUAAAGAACUCGAUAGCCUCAGUAUAAAACUAAUAUUCUGAAAAGGCCUAAUAAUAGUUUGAUGAUGUGGGUUCAUAAGUUUCCUCAGUAGCUGCAGUUAGAAGAUCUCUUUAUUUUAAAUAAUUUAAAAUAAUCAACGAAUUGAUAUACUCAAAAAUCUUCCCCAAUAAUAUCAAACUAUUUAAUAUCACUUUCUUCAUUUAUAUUCUUGUAGGAAUAAUAAAUAUGAUAAUUCUUAUUGAAUAAGUUUAAAAUUUAUAGAAAUAUCAGGAUCUUAUGGUAUUAUUGAGUAUUAAAUAUGAUAUUUAUGAACCAAUAGAAUCAUUUUUAAAUACAAGAUACACAAUAGUUGGACUCAACUAAGCUAUUUCUACAAAAAUGAUAACACAAUAGGAAUAUAAUUAAUUGGUAGCAUUUCCUAAUUCAAAUUUGGUUAAAGGAUAUGAUGAUUUAAAAUCUAAUAUUAUGGAUGUUAUCUAAAGAAAAGAAUUUUAAUCUUUUUUGAAAGACUAUUAUAGGCAUACUAAUCUUUUUUCCUACAAUUUGUGAAAAAUAAUAUUUUUAAUCUCUAUACUUUGAAAGUUAUUGGUAUACAUCAACAAACAAAGGAAGCUAAAGAAAUACAACUUUUAGGAGUGGAAUUCUAGCUAUGCUAAACUAUCAAUAUGAAUAUAAAUUAGCUUUUACAAUUCGACCAUUAGUAAUAGAUAGUGCUUAUUCUUACUAUUCCUACAAAAAUUACCUUUCAAUUUUUUCAAUUUUUACUUAGUUAAGUAAUGAUAUUUUAGAUUUGUUAAUAAAUUCAUUAACUAAUUAACAAUUUGAGCUUAUUGUUAUCAAUGCUACCUUUAAUUGCUUACUUACCAUUAUUUCAAUUGGUUAUUUCUACUAUUUAGUAAAAUAACGACGAUUGAAAAAUAAAAUUUUAAGUUUACUCCCUUAACAAGAUAAAGAUAUUAUGCUAUAUGAAAUUUAAAGACUUAAACUAUUAUAAAGUCACAUUAAUAGCAAUUAUAACUAUUUAUGUCAAUACACAUUAGAAAUCUAAUAAUUCGAUGAAAAUUUAAAAAAACAAGAAGAAGAAUUCUAUAAAUUAGUCAAUAGAAAAGGCAAAAAAACAAGUGGCUUAAAAAGAAAAAGAUAAGUCACUAUUUAUAAUUUUAUUUAAGUAGGAAUCUUUUUAUUUAGCUUUAUCGUAAUUCUAUUAAUAAAUCUCUUGACCAUUAAUUCACUUGAUUAAUAUCUAUUUAAAUAAAAAAACACAGGCCAAAUAUAUUCAUCCCUGUCCAAUACAGGAGUUAAUAUUCUCAUCAUUUAUGCUUAAAGGGAAAUUUUAUAUAGAAUUGUGGCUUUUGCAUUUUUGACAUCCCAAGAUAUUUAAGGAAUCUAAGAUUAAGUUGAUAAUAGUUUAAUAUAGAUUUAAAAUUUUAGCACUUAAUUUCUAUAAGUCAAUUAAAAUGAUUAUCUUUUAGAUGAUAAUUCUAUGAAUUUAUUCACUGAUAUAAGCACACAAUCCUUAUGUAAUUUUUUGCCUGAAGUAAAUAAAAUAAUUAUCAUCUAUAGAAAUAUGCAAAUGUUUCAUAAUCCUUAUGUCCAUUUGUUUUAUAAGGAAUCUUAAAUAAAGGCUUAAUACCGACAUUGAAUUUAAUGUAUACUUCAGUUUAUGCUGAAAAAUAAGUUAAUAAUUUCACAUCCAGACCACCGACUCAAGUACCAUUAAGAGAAUUAGAAGGGGCUACCUUCACAUCUUGGGUUAUUAAAGAAUUAGUAAAAGAUUUAGCUCAAAACUUAAAUAACUACUCUAGUUAAUUACAAAUGACUUUUACUGUAAUCAAUUUAAUCAAUAAUUUAGAUUAUUUAUGCAUUUUGUAUUGCGUAUUAAUUGUUAUUUGGUUUAAUUAUAGUUAUAAAAAUAAGCAACUAUGAAAUGAUAUAAAUAAGCCAUCUAAGAAAAGUAGUUUAUUUAUUACCUCAAUCAAUAUUGUUAUUUGAUGAUUCAUUUUAGCGUCAAAUUAAGAUUAUCAUGAAAUAAGAAGAUUUGACAUGA